Haemorhous mexicanus (house finch) is the source of this 12251-nucleotide messenger RNA. RefSeq names its product synaptotagmin 14 (gene SYT14). The record is from RefSeq and is a predicted model, not a curated record. The transcript has 7 exons. NCBI's taxonomy places the organism in Eukaryota, Metazoa, Chordata, Aves, Passeriformes, Fringillidae. Bases 448 to 2841 code for a protein of 797 amino acids.
GGGGUGUUCAUUAUUCUUAUGCUGCUACUUUUCCUAUACAUUAAUAAGAAGAUGUGUAUUGAAAAUGUUAGUGGUUUCCCAGAUCUCGAUUCAGGAUACACUACAAGAAAGAAUUCACAAGAUAAACUUUGUUAGAAUAAAUAAACCUCGCACAUUUGUCUUGUUUUUGGAAAUAAUGAAUUUUAUUAUGGCUAGUUGAUGCUGCAGUUGAUGAAAGACUAUGGUUUUGCUGGUUGAUUGUGGCUUCAAGAUAUUUAUUUAGCUGUUUUCUUAUUAUUUGCAAUGAUUAUUGAAUGAAAAGAGAAAAGCUGCAACUUCCCCUGGUAAAUAUAUUUAUUUUUGAAAUAGAAAAGGCAAAUAGCUAUGAAAUUGAAGAAACAGAGGUGAUCAGUUUGUGAAACAGAGGACCUGUCAAUAUUAAGGGCUGUUGCUGAAUAGGCUGGACAAAUGGCGUUUUUUAGAAACCUUCAGCAAAAUCUGAGCCUUCCCUCAGUGUCUUCCCUGGUGGACACACUCAGCAGUGCUGUGGAUGACCUGGCCAGUGUUGUUGGUGAGGUUGGCUACUCUGUAGCUGACUCGGUGACAGAGCAAGUAACCAGCAUGAUCAGUGGCCUGCGGGCAGAAGAUGAGAGCUCCAGAGUGCAGAGUGAGAAACCUGUGGAAAGCAGAGAGGAACACACACCCUCAUUAGCUCAUUCUCAGGAAAUUAAUAUGAAAACAAAGAGAGGUGCUGCAGAACAUAAAGAGAUGCAUAAUUCUAAUUCGUCAGAUUUUGUAAAGAAAGGUACAAGUCAAGUUGGAGUAUCUGACCAUGUCUUGAACAAAAACCAGUGCCAGUUAAGAGGCACAGAUCAUAGUAAUCCUCUCAGUGAUACAGAAGAACCUCAGGAUUUGAAGACUGUAGGAGGACCUUUUAAAAGGGAAGUAGUAGAGGGAAAUGAAUGUUUUGUAAAUGAUAAGUUCUUGAAGGAUAGUAACCUGAAAAGUAGAAAACUUACAGUGGAGCAAUCUAUUGAGGAGCAAGAUAAUUGUUUAUAUGUGGUAUCAGAUAAUUCUAAGAAUCGUGGGCAUAAAAAAAUCAAACAACAGUCGCCUGGAGCUGAUUUUAAAGAUUCUGAUAAAGUGCACAGUAUGAAUGUUCCCCAAGAUUUAGAAACAAAGCUUGUUGAAGUACAGAAGGAGAAAUUAUCAGAUUCCAGCUUGAAGAAGAUGCACAAUGACCAUCCCAGUUACCUUAAUGAAAUCAAAGAAAAGAAAUCUGAAGCCUUCUUUGACAGAAAAAGAAAACCUGUCUCAAAGGAUGAAGGCAAUGUGUCAACUACAAUUGCAAAUGAGGGCAAAAGGAAAAACUCAAAGAAAUUAGAAAGAGAGCUAUGUAAUAAGAAGACAGCAGGAAAAGACAAUUCUUAUAUGAGUAAAGACCAGCAUGGUUCAUCAUCUGAGAGUGAAGAUGAAGCGCUGGGUAAAUAUCAUGAGGCCUUGUCUAGAACCCAGAGUUCCAGGCUGCCAGUGGUGGAUGGCAGACAGCAAAAAAACUAUAUAUGGGAAACCAGACAAAAAUAUAGUCCCCUGUCUGCAGAAUAUGAUGGAUACAGUAGUGAAGCCUCAAUAGAUGAAGCGAACUGCAUUCAGAGGAUGAGAAGAACACCUCCGCUGGAUGAGCUGCAGCCGCCUCCGUACCAGGAUGACAGUGGCUCCCCUCAUCUUUCCUGUACACCUUCCGAAGUGGGAGACAGCAAAUGUGAAUAUUCCCAGUGCAGCAACAGCCCAAGAUGUUCAUAUAAGUGCCCAAGUGAGGGAAGCACGGGACACGAAAUAGAAAGCUUUCAUAACAAAGGGUAUGAAGAGGAUGUUCCCAGUGACAGCACAGCGGUUCUUAGUCCAGAGGAUAUGUCAGCUCGAGGAUCAUCUUCACAGCUUCCUAAACCUUUUGAUCCUGAGCCAGUAGCUAAAUAUGGCACACUGGAUGUGACUUUUGACUAUGACUCACAGGAACAGAAGCUUUUGGUGACAGUGACAGCUGUCACAGACAUUCCAACAUACAGCAGGACAGGUGGAAGCUCGUGGCAAGUACACCUAGUUCUUCUCCCUAUAAAGAAGCAGAGAGCAAAAACCAGCAUCCAGCGGGGACCGUGCCCUGUCUUCACAGAGACAUUCAAAUUUAAUCACGUCGAGUCUGAGAUGAUUGGGAAUUAUGCGGUUCGCUUUCGACUCUACAGCGUACGGCGCAUGAAAAAGGAGAGGGUUGUGGGAGAAAAGAUUUUUUACUUGACAAAAUUGAAUCUUCAAGGGAAGAUGUCAGUGCCAGUGAUACUGGAGCCUUCUUACAGUCUGCCUGGUUGUGACUCUCAAAUGAGCAUGUCAGAAGUGUCCUGCAGUGAAAGUACCUCCUCUUGUCAGUCUCUGGUACAUGGCUCAGCUCCAGAAAUCCUCAUUGGCCUUCUCUAUAAUGCUACAACUGGAAGAUUAUCAGCAGAAGUGAUAAAAGGCAGCCACUUCAAAAACUUGGCAGCGAACAGACCACCCAAUACAUAUGUUAAGUUAACACUGCUGAACUCGAUGGGGCAGGAGAUGUCCAAGUGCAAAACUUCCAUCCGCCGAGGGCAGCCCAACCCGGUGUACAAGGAGACGUUCGUUUUCCAGGUGGCGCUGUUCCAGCUCUCGGACGUGACGCUCAUACUCUCCGUGUACAACAAGCGCAGCAUGAAGCGGAAAGAGAUGAUAGGCUGGAUUUCCUUGGGUCUCAACAGCUCAGGAGAAGAUGAACUCAACCACUGGACUGAAAUGAAGGAAUCUAAAGGACAGCAAGUCUGUAGAUGGCAUACUCUGCUGGAAUCCUAAUGGAUGGUAGAAAGUGCAGCCGUGGUUCUGAGGGAGCUUGUUCUCCCGGGAAGAUGAUCAUCCCUGGUCGCAAUCAGCAGAUUCGUUGUGGCAGUAAAAAAAUGGAAAUUGCGGUCAACAUUCCAUCGGAAAGGAUGCACAACCUGCAAAAUGGUGGGAUUUAAUACAGAGUGUUCACUUGGUGUCAUGAACUUCCUUGGUGUCAGAGGAUCCUUGCUGUACACAGAUACGAUAGCGGUCCCUUCCCCAUCCACCUGAUGCUGUAUUUGUUUGGGUUUGUUUUGUGGUUUUCAAUUCAGAAACAUUUUGUGCGAGGUUCUCCAAAUUAAUGUAAGCUCCUCCUUGUGUACCUUUUGUAUUGCUUUAAUACUGUAGCUUCUGACCAGCCUGCAUUCAGAUUAAAGGUCAAUAGUUUGCACUUUCAGAAAAAGUUAAUGGUCUGUAAAGCAAAAGCAAAAAACCAGAAAAACCACUGGUGAAAUAACACUUAAUAAUACAGCAAAUAGAAAUAUACUGUUGUUUUGCACUGAGUUUCUUUCCAGGAGCUUGGUAAAGUAAGUUUUCAUUUUUUGAUAUGCAGUCAGUUUGGAAAAUACUGGCAUUUGGGCAUCAGGUGAACUUUGUGACAUCAAACUAAUGUUUCUUCAGUCUGUGACAGGAACGAGCUCUAUAUAUGGCAAAAAUUGGGGUUUUCCCUCUUGCCUGUACUUCUGCCUAAUCCAAAGAGACCAGACCAUUCGUUUGGUCCCUUCCAAAACUCCUUAGACAGGUUGUACUGUAAGACUAUGUAACUUUCUGUUGAAAGCACUUCCUCUACUCGUGUAUUCCAAUGUAGGAAGCUCAUAGAGCACGACUUUACUAAAAUAUAUUUUCAUUAAACAAAUGGAUAGAGGUUUCUUUAAAAUGUCAGCAGUUGGAAGUUAGGUUGAAGGACUGUGAAGGAAGUAGCAGCAGUUGAACUACUCUGGAUGAAUGCAAAAUACUGUGGCUUUGCUUGAGACAGGUAUCCAUUUGGGUCUCUUGUGAGCUGUGUUAGGCAUUACCAUAUGCUGUUUGUUGGAAGUAGAGAGCAGACCAGGGGCUUUUACCUUUCUUCUUGAAGAAGAGAACAUCAGUAAGUUAUUUUUCUAGUGAUUUGCCAGCAAUUGAACGAAUGUUCACACACAAAAUAGAAGUUUGCUUUGCUUAUGUUCAGGUUGGGAAACACAGCUUAUUAAUGAUGCAGUUGAGAAGCUGCAGUAUCACCAGAUAAGCACUCCUGGCAUCCACCAAAAUUGAGGAAAUAUCAGUGCUUCUGAGGUUCCUAUUUGUCCCAAAGCCUUUAGCUGGACUCACACUAAUUUAUUGACUGCUGAAUCCAAUUCAUAUUACUAAAAUUAUAAAUUACUGAGUAAAUGUAUUUUUAAAAAGCCUCCCAAUUUAAAUAUUCUUUUUGCUUGUAAUUACAAGUUUUGUUUAAUUUUAAUUGUUCCUGUAAAGAAAACAAGCAAUUUUGUUUUUUCUUAUAAAUGGUGAUAAUAUCUUACUAAUAUGAGACCUCACUAACUGUUGUAGCCCUUGGUGGGUAGAAGAGUAAAGUGUUGGAUUUUGUUGAGACAAUUAGUGUUAGUCUCAAGUGUUCUCAUUAGGACAGAUGUGUUCCUCUUGAAUUCCUUUAUAAUACCUUUGAACAAUCCUGGCUUUGGGGCAUACAGACAGUCAAGUACAGUGAGACUGGGGAUGGUGCGUGUGCUGUAAUAAAGAUAUUUCACAUGGUUCUCAAAUUCUCACCCUAUUUAACAAUUUCAUUAAGUCCCUUUUAAAGGAUUUUGUAAUUCCACAUCCUGGUUUAUUUGGUGUCGUUAGACUGAUUUAUUUGCAGAGCCAGGCUUUCAGUUUUUGUUGAUUUAAAGACUUAAACAUUAUUACAGACCUUUGGUUCUUGGGUUUUUUUCCUCCUGAUAUUGCACUGCUGCUUCAUUUACAGAAGCUUUAUUUACUAAAUAUAAAUAAUGCAAAAACUUUCUUUAAACAGGAAUGGUCUUGCAGUUAUACAAUACAGGUUGUCUUUCUCAGUCAUUUUUAUUAGUCCAGUUUGAGAAAUGUAAUGUUGAGUGUGGAAUUUAAUACAGAAUCAGCAUUAAUUUAAUAUGCAUAAGGAAAAUGCUCAGAUUUUCACAAUCUUUUCAGCUUUCCAUAUAAUAGAAGCAAUGACGUAGAAGCUGUUGUGAAGCAGUUUUUCACUGGAUGUGGAGGUGGUUUUAUCUAUUCUGUUUGUGGGUAUUUAGAUGCUCUUUCCUAAAACUGAAAAUUGUCUCUUGAUGGUUGUCUCUUUGUACAGGUUUUGUUAUUUAAAAUAAUGUACAAUAUUGACCAGCAAGAACUGGGUCAGGUAAUUCCAGUGGAGAACAUACUUAACAUCAUCACUGAACAAAUGAAGAAGUCAGUUUGGAAGGUGCAGCAAAUAACCUCUUACAGAACCAAACUAAACAAAACUGUGUCGAGGUGUGGGUUUCUGUUUGUAGAUUGCAUUGCUUCAGCUUUGCAUUUCACCAUUUAGAUUUCCAGGGCACUGAAAUCUUAAUUUUGACACAACAGAGAUUUAUGGUACUCUGUGUUGGGAUCAUUUGGGAAGAGGAAUCUCUCUCUAGGACUUUUCCUAAAGUAUUUGGGACCAGUUUGUGCUUCAGAGAAGAAGGAGUGGUUUACUUGGAUUUAUACUGUACAGAGGGUAGAAACUGAAUGUUCAAAGAAUGGAAAUGAAUGUUUAAUUUUGACACAGUAGAACAUGGAUUUGCUGUGCAAAACCAGUCACACCAAUAAUUGGAUUCACCUUGGGAUUUUUGUGAGUUAAUUGUAGUACCAAUAGCUGUCAUGUUGGUUUUUUUCUUCCUAGAACCUAUUCUUAUGAUUUGAUUUGUUUGUAAUUUUGUUUUUCAUUGCUUAUGCAAACCUACACCUUUGUAUUUGAUAUCUGCCUUCGUCUGUUGUGGGUUUCUUAAACCCUACAUAAGGGCUUGCACACACAGUGUGGUUUUGUGCAUUCAGUUAGGUUUUAAGCAUGGAAGAGAAUUGCUGAAGAACAAAGUAUCAGUAACAAAUUAGAGGCACUUAUAUUUUCCCCAGAGUUGGCUGUGGUUUUUUUGAUAGCUUUUUGUUGUUUGCCUUUGUUCAAAAGUACAGUAAGUACUUGAAAAAAAUGUAUCAAAUUAGUUACUUUUCUGUGUGCCAGCAAACCGUGUAGAAAUUGCAGAUCUUGAAUUGAAUCUGCUUCCUGUCAGUGUAGCCUUAAAUAAUUGUAGAACAGUGACGUUCGUGCAGAUUCUCUUCUUGAAGUAUCGCAUCCUUUCUGUAUAAUCUGUUUGGUUUAGUGCUUAGAACAUUUCACAUAGGUUGUCCUGAAGUAUUAUAAAUGUGAAAAAGUUGGUCAUUUCCUUUCUGUUAAGGGCAAGGCUGUGAAGGGCAGGACAGGCAAGCGUGGAAUCAGUGCACCCAAGGAGGAGAGGUUGUACAGCACCUGCAGGACAUCGCUGUCUCCCAUACUGUGGAGCAGAAAGGCAGCAGAGCCAUCCUGCUGCUCCUGCUCAGCCAGGGGGCACAGGACACCGGGGCAGCACUGGGAAGAUGCAAAGCUUGGUCCCUGUGCUGCUGCCUCAUGCUCAGGAUGCGAGAUGUCCACGCUGUAGCUGCACAGUGAGCUCUGACUGCAAAGGCAGAAGCAAGGCAAGGUGUAAGCUCUGCUAUGGCAGAAAUUUGACAAUUUCUAAAUGAAAUGGAGGGAACUAAACUCAUUAAUAAUUAGAUUUGGAAAUUUGGGGAGCCCUUGGAAUGAACAUUUGUUCUUUUGUGGGAGCUAAAUGUUAUUAUCAAUUUAGAAAAUACUUGAGCUGAAAACAAGAUGUUAUGUUAUUCACUACUGGAAAUUCUUUUACCUGUAAAUUUUUCAAAGACUUUUGAUGGCAGGUGCAGUGUCAGCAUCAGUGCCUUCCCAUUUUCACACCUUUGGAGCAAUUCUUUUUUUGUCUAAAAUUUGUGUUUACAGUGUUCUUGAUGUAUUCUCUUUUCUCCCCAAUGGCUCACUGCUGCAAACUCCCCAUGGCCCUGAAAAGCUGCCUGUGGCAGUCACUGGACCUUAGAGGUAAGGGAUACUGUACUUUAGGCUACUGGUGCAAAAUUUGUGUCACCUCUCCAACUCCCAAAGAUUUCUGAAAUGCAAACUAUCAGUUUUAAUAUAGCAAACCAGAAGAAGAGAACUUCUUUGAGGGAGACAUUUUCAUGUAGGAAUUGAGUACAGAUCACUCUUACACAUCCCAAUUCUAAUAAAAAGUCUGGGGUAAGAUCAGGGAAUGAGAUUUGAGGGCAGGCCUUCUGGCCUGAGCUGUUCCAGCUUGAAACUAACAACAGAAUGCCCUUUCGCUGAACUCAGAGUUGUAUUGAACCCUCUAUUUAUGACACUUUUCUGGAGGAAAAAAACUGUCCUGUUUAUAGUAGUCUUUAAAAUUCUGGCUUGUCACUUGGUUGUAAGGCAGACUGACUUCCUUCUGACGCUGAAUUCUCAGUAACAGGUAAACAUCCUUUUAAUUUUCCCACUGAUGUGCAUGCCUGCCUGCCAUUAAUGUUAGUGAGAGGAGCCCACGGGCUUCAAGAGGAGAGCAGACCUCAUCCUGAAGGUGUGAAGAGCAAUAGGAUUGGUGGGUUAGAGGGGUGGUACAGCCUGGCACCUGCAACACACUCAAAUAUGAUUUCAGUUAUGAAUAGAGGCAAAAAAACCCAAACGUCCAGAUACUGUCGCAAACUUGUUAUUUAAUCAUUAUCUCUUCUUUUUGUUUCUUCUUUUCCUCAGCUUUUGAAAAAUUGUUUUAAAACUUGUUAUUAAAAAUGUUAAAGCAGUCCCUAAAUAUCUUGAUCGUUUUAACUGGAAUAUUCAGCAAUGUUUAUUGUUAGAAGGAGCCAUCGAGAAUGUUCUGGUUUUUUGGUCUCUAACUCAACUGCUAGAUUUUGUAGUACAUCACAGCUGGAUUUCAGACUGCUUUGUUCUGAUGGGAGUUCUUGAGGGAAGAGUCACAGGAGCAUUUCCUUGUCAGUGAAUCACCAACACACUUCGAAGAGAUGUCAUCUGAGAGCAAGAGCAUUAAAAUAAGAGAUGGCUCCUUACAGUAGCAGCAACAGUGACUCACAUUCCUCUCUUGGAGCCCUGUGGCCCUCGGAGGGCCCUGCUCAGACAAACUGUGACAUGCGAGUUGUGGAGUUCACGCAUUCAGAGCAGUGCUGGUCUCUGUGGACAUUGUGUGGCUUCUAAACCAGUGUAUUUUCCAGAGGGUAGAUGGUUUUUUAUUUGCCUUGGGUGAGUAGGGCAAGUGCCAACUGUCCUAGAGUGACAUGGAUUAGUUUAGCCUUAAGAACUUAUCACUGCCCCUCCUUAAAUUCAAGCAGGGUUUCUUCCUUUCUGCAGACUAUGCAGAAAUCUUAUGCACGAGUAUCUGCUUAUAUUAUGUCUACCUGAAUAUGGCACAAUUAUUAGUGCUGGCAAGCUUAGUUCCUAUGUGGUGUGACUGAAGUAAUGGAUGGGCCUGGUACAUGCUGGAUCAGGUUUUGCUGGAUCAAAUUUUGCUGUUCAGGCUUUUGCUGGAUGGAUAUAGAUACGUGGUCCUUAUGCUGAGGAAUGGGCCAGGAUCAGGAAAGUGGCUGGUACUGCUCCUGUAGGAAUGAAGGUCAGGAGACAGCUCUGCCCAGACAAAGGGCAAAGCUGUCUUAUAGCAAGAAGGAUUAUUUCAUUUCCUUGGAAGCAUCUACUGGUUGAGCUGGCAUAAAGGCCCUACUCAGGAGAGCAGAAGCAGUAAUACCAUACCACUGAAGGAAUACCUCAUGGACAUUCAGGGAUGUAAUUAAUGUCAUCCUUUUCUCUCUUGUAUCUGGGAACAAGAGUCUUGCCCAUUGUAUCAACAUAAUAUUUUUCUGUGUUUUGCAAACCCCGUGGACACUGACUGCAUGCUGAGGGUCUAAAGUGGAUUGCUUUUUAACUUUUGGUUCAUUUCCAGAGCAUGAAUUUGAAUGAUUUUGCAGAAUUAACUAGGAGCAUUAUCAUAGCUUUGAGAUGUAAUCUCUAGGCCAUAGGACAAGCAAGGAGCAGGGCUUUGGACCAGUUUUGAUUGUCGACUUUGCAAAUGGCUUAUUAUGACAUUUAAAGAAAAUUUCUAAGCAGUUGAAUGUAUUAGGGAAUAUUUACAGAAAAAGGACACAGAGCAAUGAUCUUUUUUUACUAUACAGCUAGUUUGCUGUCCUUUCCAGUAAACCACAAGGUUCAUUAGUGCUCAGUACUGUUUCGUUUACGAUAAAUGUUUUUAAUGUGAUUUUCAUGACAAAGUGUAAUUAGUGAAACCUUUUAUUCAAUUUUUCCCUUUAUUUGCUUUUUCUAAGGAGACAUUUCUCCUUAUAUAGUAUAUAUACUUUCUUACAGAGCUUUCUUACCUAUUUUUAUAUAAGAUGAUUUAACAAUGUACAAUUAAAUGCUCUAUGAGCAAGCUAUAUCACUGUUAACGCAAUCAAAAGUGCUAAUAUAAUGACUAAGGGCCUGAACCUUCUGCCUUUUCCUCAGGUCCUGGUUUAACCAGAUGUCUUUCAUGCUGUGUAGGACCUUUCCCUGUAAGCACUUCCAUCUAAUCCUGGGGAUGUCUCAGAGAAAGGCACUAUUAACAUGAAUAACAGUGGUAAAACUGAGCCUCCUCUCCAUUCUUAGUGGAACAUCUGUCAUGAGUAAAGGCUGCUGGCUCUGUCCCAAAAUAAAGUUUUAGAUUAUAGUUCCCUUGAUCUUCAGUGAUUUUGAACUUGUUUUUCUGGUGGCUAUAAGCUAAUAACUGAUCUUAGUGAAUACAAAUACUGAAUUGUGCUGUUACCAGCAAGAUUAUUAAAAUGUGUUCCACAUUUUAAUUCAUUCUUUCAUUGGGAUAUAAGGAGUUGGAUUUGGGAAGCAUUAUAUUGCAUAGAGAUAGCACACAUUCACCACAUUUCUAAAAGGUAUGAAAUAUACAGUAUGUAGCAUUUUCUUGCAUACUUUUAUACUGCCUGUACGUCACCGAUGCACUCGGUGCCUUCCUUCUUUUGUAUGAAACUUAAUCUGUAGAGAAACUGAAGUUAUGGUGUGUAAGCAAUGUCACUGCAACCCAAGAGAUGUCUUAAACUGAUUAUUCCUAGGCCGGGAGGUUUCAAAAGGCAGUUGAAUUUAACACAGUGCAUUUCUUUGAAUUUGAAGUUUUCCCCUUUCCUUCCUCUCCCCCACUCCUUGUCCAAAAACUUCCUCCUAUGGCUGUUUAUUCUUAAUUGAUUCCUGUGUCUGAUGUAAGUCACAUGGUGUUAACCAAAGAACCAAGCCUGUUUCUAAUUAUUUGGACAAAUAAUGUUUGGACUUGCAAUUACUUAAAGACUAAAAUGAUAUGAUGGAUCUCUGUUAACAAAUAUAACAUAGGCUUCUGUAAAUGUGACUCCCAGCUGAGAAUUCCAAAUACCUCUUUUCUGACUGGAUGUGCAUUGUUGUAUCAGUAGCAAAGUGUUUGGGUUGUGUUUCUUGGUGCAUUUUAAUCAAAAUCGUAUCACAAACAAAAAUAUCAGUCAGUGAGUGCUGUCAGAUUAGCUUGGUUUACCGUGUUCUACCUAUAUCUGAAGUGUGCUGCUUAAAGAACAGAUUUGGCUUUCCUGUGUCUGAAGUCCUGAUGUUGUACAAUAAUUACCUGGUGUAUGCUGGUCUCACAGGAACAGACUGAUGCUGCAUCAUAUGUACCUUUCCUACCAGUGUCCCUUCAUUGUACAACUUCUGUAAUAUAACACAGUUUUCAACUACUGUUUCAACCUGAAAUUCCUUAAAUUUCAAUGCAUGUAUAGCCUUAAACAUCUAAGACACCAAGCACAGUUUUAACGGGAAUAAGUUAUAUUUGCAAGUCCUGUUUGUCUCAGAAGUCAUAGGAUUAUUUUUAUAUAUCAGUCAAAGAUUGUAGAAAAUGGGUACAUUGCAGUUGUGUUAUCAACCAUGCUCCUAAUUAUAUGCACACACAAAAAAGGGCAUUUUUGCUAAAUGUUUUAGAGGUGAAGUAUAAGUGCUUAUUUCCUUUCUCGAAUUUGUUUUUGUGUUCAUACUUUUGUUUCUGUACAGAACCUUGGUGCCCUUAACUAAUACCUGUGACUGAAUUCACACAGAUUUUUCAGUUUUCAGUAUUCCUUGAGCUGCUUUUCUUUUUUUGAUCCUUUUUUUAAACUGAAUAAGCAGUAAUUAAAAUUCCCCUAAAAAAUUCCCUUUUUUUUUUUUUUUUUUUUUUUACAUUUUGACAGUAACAUAAUUAGAGCAAAUGACUGUUUGCAGCUGUUUAUGCAGCUUAUUAAAGCCUGAGAACUUGGUUUGAAAAUGUCAUUAUAAUCCAGAUGAAGACAUAAGUUUCAUGGCAUUUCAGUCCACAUCAGGUGAGAGCAGGAGCUCUGGCGAUGAGUGUGCAGAUCUGCACAUGGUGUGUCAGACUCUGAGUCCCCAGAGGGAUUUAUAAUUAAGUGUCACAUUGUAUCUACAGUAUCUCCAGUUGAGUGUUGUCAGAUACUUGUUGUUUUGGUUUCUUUCUUAUUACCUAGAAAAAAGCUACUUUUAUCAUUUUUGUGCUACUGUAUAUUAAUCUUGAGGGUUUCCAGUGUGUGAGAUCAGUUUAAUGUUGUCAGUUCUCUUUCUGUAAAAAAACCCUGGACUUUCAGCAUACACAUCCCAUUCCUUUUCUGGGGAGAGCCAGAAUGCCACCAGCUGGUUUUGGUUGUAUUUACCUGUAGAGCACAGGUAACUUCAGUCCCAUGUUAGUUUGAUUGAAACAUGCUAUAGUAUAUUUUCAAACCUUGGAUCUGUCACGACAUAAAAAUAGUCAUUUUGCAUAUCUGAAACUUUGCAGCUGUGGAUUUGUAUUUUGUUUACUCUAUCUCUGUGAAAUGUAUUUUUGUCAGUUUGAGGACUUUGGAUAUUUCAAAGUAUUUUCUGUACGUGAAAUCAGCUUUCUGCAUGUGAAUUUAAUUGCUGGAAAGUAUUUGAAAAAAAAAAAAAGGAAAAAUCACUUUUAAAACCUUUUGUUGUCACUUUCCUUUGGAUUUCAUUACCUUGUAAACAAAACCAGACUUCACUGUUCAGAAGAUAGUAACGUUUGGUCAACCUUUGGAACCACUGUCUGCAUUAAAGAAAAAAUAUUUUUUAAUUUUUGGCAAGGGCAUCCUAGCCCUCACACACAUUUUGGCUCUGUUUACAAAUUUCCUAAGUUUCCCCAAUUCCCUUUCUGUCCCCCACAGUCUUUGUUGAUGUCAUGAACCUUCUGCUUAGAGAACUUUAAAUUAACCAGUGUGACAAUGUUCUAACAAAUAUGAUGUGUAUACUGGCAAAUAAAGACACACUCAGGUGAUUGUUCUGAUUGACUUCA